Molecule: messenger RNA, 222 nt
Organism: Symbiodinium necroappetens
Lineage: Eukaryota; Dinophyceae; Suessiales; Symbiodiniaceae
Source: the annotation of a GenBank genome assembly
GGGCACGGCUUCUGGGACACCAGCAUGGGUGGCAUGCCGAAGCUCUUAGUCAAGAAUGCUGCUCAGUUCGUCUUCGUGAAGAAGGGAACGCAAUGGCAGAUCAAGGGCCUGACGAUCUCCGAGGAUGACCGCGGCGACGACUUCUUCUCUUACGACGAGUCGGCCUUCAUGAACGUCGUCUUCGAGAAGCCGCCAAAGAAGGGCGUGAGCAUCUUUGUGUGA